Molecule: messenger RNA, 6253 nt
Organism: Amoebophrya sp. A120
Lineage: Eukaryota; Dinophyceae; Syndiniales; Amoebophryaceae
Source: the annotation of a GenBank genome assembly
CUUGCAGCAUAACCCUCGUCUUUUUAAAGGGAUGGCUUGAGCCUGAAUCCAAAUAAAGACCAACUUGUUUCAUCACGACGGCACAACUCGUAGAACGCUGACACACCAGUAUACAUGAAUCAAAAAAUCAAUUAGAAAUAGUAGGCACAAGAACUAGCUGCAGAGGGAGUAGGCCUAGUUGUUGUAGUACGCAAGUAACGCAACCACCAGCGGACAAAAACGAAAAGUGCAGAAGUAGCAGGAGCACUAGGCAAAGAUGCUGCACCCACCGCCCGGCUCGAUCACGCCGGUCUCGUGCCGUCCAAAGAGCGCAUCCUCGGUAUUUGAUCUUCAUCUUUCCGCUUGCAUAAUCUGUAUGACAAACUCCUUUUUUACUGCACAAAAGCAUUGCGCAAUUUGUAAUUUGCCUUUGAUUCGCAAACAAUACAAAACAUCAGGUUGAUCACCUGCAGAAGAUGCGAACGCGGAACACGGCGAAGACAGCAGUGUUGAGCACGUUGCAAGGAGUAUGUCGGAGGAUCUUUUGAGUCAAAUCAAACACAAGUCAGGAGUAUCAGGAUUUAUAUCUGUGCUUCUUACAUGCACCUGGCAGGGAGGUCCGUCUCUUUCUUGACUAGAAUUUUUAUUGCGUCGAAUUAUAUGCAGGUUGUCAUGCGCAGCGACAGGUGGAAGGUGACACUGACAUUACAAUUGGGUUGUACAUCUUGACGGAGAUGUUUAUUGACUGAAAUUUCCAUCACGAUAGCGGAUGCGACAAGACCAAAGGGUGGCGAGCCGAAGCAGGCUGUACGCGAUCAGUGACCGGUACUCGUGAAUUGGUUUUUAUGUCAACAUGCGUUUUCGUUUGUUUGUCAUGCGCAAAUAAUACAAUUCGCCUCUCUGUUUCUCAUGCAUAUUUGCGCAUGCGAAGGAGCAAAUGCAAAAACAAAUAUACAGAUCGCGCGUUGCGCUGCAGAUGGAAGAGCCGGUCAAGCGUGGUUUGGUCCAGCAUUUGCUCAAGGAGAGGUGGCAGGGCAUCGAGCAGCUACCGCUCCGACGGAACAAGAGCAGCACCUUGGUGAAGCAGAACGUCUCGUCCUCUCGUGCGCCGCUGCAGGAGGUGACCAAAACGUCGUCGCGUCUGAACCAGCAGGAUAACAAGCACCAGCUUCCAGCGCCCGUCGCCGUGAAGAACUCGACGAAUCAGCACGCCGUGUUAGCCAUGCAGAAUCUGGGUCGGGACUUGUUAAAUUUGGACAGCUCUUCCUCGAAGGAGACGCAGGACAAGGAAAAUGUGAACACAUCGUCGGUCGCGAAGAAAAACCCUGCAGCCGCAACUUCCUCUUCCAACAACAACAACUCCAUCACGUCGCUCGUCCGUCCAGCGUCUGCUUACCCAACGACCACUGUAAGUGGAAGCAAGCAGGAACAAACUGGUGCCGAGCAGCCGACCACGACCCGGUGGGCUUCUUCCUCCUCGCUUGGAAAAAUGAACAAGAACGACUCCUCCGCAUUGUCGCGGGCAAACAAGGGAUUGGGCCCCCGACCGACGAGCAGUGGCCCGAAACUCCGCGGCGGGAAGAAGAUCGAGGGUUUAGCGGGCGACCACCCCUCGGACUACCAUCGACACGUCGCGAAGAAGAAGGAGGGCGGUAUUCCGAUCGUGCCGGAACCCGGAGACCCCGACGCGGACGUGUUCUUCGAUAUCAAAUGCAAAAAUGUCUGGGUCUGGAACAAAGUCACUUGUCAUGGUAAAUCUGAAUCAUGUAAAAAUCUGUGUUGCAUGAUUACCAAAAGCUGUCCACUUUUGACCUAAUCGCGAGGCAGUUUCUCAUGUGGAUAGGCAUGAUAGAACUCCAACUCUCACAGACUCUGUCAUGCUAUGUCCUACAUACCAGCCUUCAUGGGUCAUGGAAAACCUGCAUGACAAGUCUGGCAUUUCGAUGUCCGUCUGACCCACCUUCCCUGCGUGACAGCCAUCUGCGGCUGUUUGCACAGGGGGAGGCAAAGUGUGUCGCACUUCGGUUUAGCAUGACAAGUCUGGCAUUCUUCCAGACCCAGACAUUUUUGCAUUUGAUAUUCGAGGAGAGCGAGCAAUACCGCAAAGAGGACCUGAUGAAGGAGUAUGUCAAGCGCAAGAUGGACGGUAGUACUAGAGGUUGUUUUGCUUCAACAUGUUUUACCAUGUAUAAAAAUUGACUUGUGAGUACUACGCAUAAUCCAAAAAUAUAUAAAAGAUUUGCGUUUCAUCAUCUGCUCUCCUGUAUGUAGGAGAAUUACAGUCUUGUUCCACGACCUUUCUCGCUAUUAAGCUGAUGCUGCGUAUAGUUGUACUAGAAAGAAACGUCACAGGCUCCACCCGCCCGCGCUCUGCCAGUGCAAGCCGAAUCAAGACGCAACUGCGUGAAGCCAUCGACGACGACGAAAUCACGAGUCUGUUCUGCGAGAAGACCGGGAACGUCAUCGGCGCUGCGAAAAAGUACAAAGCGACGAAGGCCGCGCGACCAAAAACGGCGAACGCCAGGACGAACACGGCGACGGCCGCAGACCCUGAUGACCCGCUGCGAGUGACACACACCUGGUAGAAAUAAACCGAUUUGUCAUGCAGAAACGGGAUGUCCUCAGCCUCACAAAUAUUUUUGCUUGUCAUGCAUGACAAAAUCAUUUUUAGAUAUAAAACCCUUCAUUUCCAGGUUGGCCCCCGGCGAACUGCCCGUCCACCCAGCGACGCUGCUCCGGCAGAAGUUCCUCCAACGAAGCCAAAGUGCGGGCGCGUUGCGGUCAAGACCAGUCAGCGCGUGGGGCCCCGGACCGGACAAGGCCAACGCACUGGAACCGAUUAUCGACAAGCGGCUGGACAUUCCCAACCUGGUCUUCGAAGCGCUGCUAGAACCGGGUAUAAUCAUUUAAUUGUUUUCAUGAUUUGAAGAUGGUUUUUUUGCAAUCGAUUUUCUGCAUGACAAACACAAAGCGUAAUAAACACCCUAUGGCGUUUUGCAUCACAAACGUUCCGCCCAUCGAAGGUACCAAAUUCCGGAAGAUGUUCGAGCGUGGAGACCUCCCGAUCGCGAUUUAUGGAUGGCAAAAGUAUUGUAUUUAGUAUGAUUUGCAUGACAAACUUUGUCAGAACCAAAAACAGUAUAUUUGUCAUGCAGUUUUGGGAAAGAGCGCAGAUCUGUCAUGCAAUAUCGCAAUUAGUACCGGAGUGCGAUACUUUUGCCCAGGAUCCGAUCAAGCACGGUUCGAAAAUGACGCUGGAGUGGCGGGUGCCCGUGGAAUCGGUGAACACAAGGAUUUUCCUGCCGAUUUUCGUGGAUGGCAUCCGCGAAAGAAAAUUCCCGUUUAACUACGUUAGCUUCGAAGGUAUUUUUCAUUUCUUCUACUGGUGUUUGUGAUGUUGGGUACACGACGAGGUGAUUCCAUGAGUUUUAGUUAUACUUUCCUUUUCACUCGAUACUUCUAACGUUUGUGUCGUGUCGUGCAUGCAUGACAGAUGAAGUAUUUUCCAUUGCGUCUUCAGCAUCAGUAUGACUUCUGACCGCUCAACACCAGGUACGAUGAGCAUGAUACGCACUUUGAACGAGGACCGGCUUUUACGGGGGGGAGAAAUCAAACACCUGCAUCUACAGUGGUCUGUCAUGAUCAUUGAUUUUAUUCUUUGAUGCUGGUGGUGUCAUGAUAACACCACCAGCAGGCAUGAGCCUCCACAGGCUUGAUGACACUGUCAUCAUGAAGAUGAACGUAAUCAGAUGAAUAGAAUGUGUUCUGCAGUCCUGCUCCUGUCAUGCGUUCGGUAGGUUUUGACCAGUUGAAUUUGAAGCGCGCGACCAGCAGGUAUUUCUAGAUAAGGAUAUCAAAGACAAACUACAUAGUACGCAGAUGCAGGAGUUUUAUUCCGCCCCAUAUUCCGCCGCGGCGCUGCCGGAAGUGAUGCAGAGCAUUCAUCGCAAUAUGUUGGAAAAGGACAGGAACGUGAUCUGCAAGUGCAUCAAGGUCCUGCGUGAGCUCGUGCCGAGGGGACCCACUCUGGGCGAAGCCCUGGUACUUAAUACGUUAUCUUUUGAUAGAAGUUGAAGCUCUUCUUCUUCCGGAGAUGCACCAGUCAUUAGGCCGAUUUCUCUACAACUACACGCGUUUCUUGUUCGAAAGUGAUUUAUCUUGUACAUGAGUACAGAGCAGCUGCCAUCGAAAUUUGUCAUGCCAUCAAAGCUAAAAAACGUAUCGCCACAGAUUCCGCACUACAAGCUGUUCCUGCCGAUUUUGAACCUGUUUGUGUGCGAGUGGCGUAACCUCGGUGACGAAAUGGAUUUUGCCCAACGCCAUGAGGACGGACGCAACAUCGCGAUCAUGUCCCAGGAAUUGCUGCAAUUGGUAUCGACAGAAGCAAUUUUGGGUCACGACAGCUUAUUUUUGUCAUGCCUCACGGUGAUGGUCACGAAUAAAGUCGUAAGUCUUUCUUGAAGAUGUCUUCGUGAUAGAAAAAUAUUUAGAGCGGGGUAACAACUAAACCAACUAACUCGGGAUUCUAGGUGCGAAAAUUUUUCUAUAUAGCGACGCCGGAGCCGUAGCCGGCGACUUCGGUCAGAGGUGUGCUCUGAAAACGUCCUGGCAACAUAUGCAAAUCGUGCGGCUUUGUGCAUGAUUUUUGUGCUUUCGUUCACAAACUCGCUUCAGUCGGAAAGCGUGGAAAAUUGUUGCGCUUCAUAAAUGUUAGCUUCACGGCAGGGAAUAUUUCGCCAUGACAAAACAGGCACCGCCUGCGUUGCAAAGAAAGCGAAAACGUUGCCCCACCGAUUUUCAAAAAAGACCCCAAGAGCACAAAUAGCAUGCACAAGAGCACAAAUCCGCAUAGGGGAUUCCGGCUGUCGCCGACUGUGCGAUCGUCGGCCCUUGCCCACACGAGUUGCCUGCUAGCUAGUGGUCGCCACGAGCUACCCCUACCUGGCUAGGGAGCUCGUGCGCGGCGACCCGUCUCGGCCGCCCGAAAAAUUUUCGCACUUACAAUCCCGAGUUAGUUGGUUUAGCUGUUACCCCGCUCUAUAUGCAUGACAAAAGUUCGCUACUUAUCGUGACUCGAGAUUUCAGUUCGAUACCCGAUGGAACGCGCGGCACCCGAAACGGCGUUCUACAACAUCAAGUACAGCAUCCCCACCUACGAAUCGUGCCUGCAGUAGAGUGGAAGGAAUGGAACAUGAGUGACAUAUUCCAUCCUACGGCUUCCUCAUCUUCUGCAGCGACUACAAAUAUGCUUAUGCAGCCGGGGGUAGAUCAAAACGAAAUUUAAAUCAAGAACCUACGCUAGUGAUAGCUUCAGUCUACUACAGAUUGCAGAGUAUGAAAAUGAUAUUCGAUAUAAACUACUUAAUUGCAUAGCUGUACAACGCGUUUGGUUGAUAAAAAUCGCUUAUCAGCCGCAUGUGCUAUCGCAAAUCGAACUCAGUUUUACAUUAACCGCUUCUGUGCAAAAAUAUCCUGAGUAAAGCUGCAGAUCAUGCGGCUUUGCGCAAAAGCAAACUUCUACCAGACAAAAAUUAACCAGAUUCCGUCCAGAAACAAAAAUACCACGUCAGCAGACUGUUUACGUUUACGUUAACCUCGUUAAAGUAGCACCUUAAUUAUUGUUUCACAAAGGAAAAAAAUCACCUAGCUUUAUUUAUCGUUGGAAGGAAAAAUCAAAACGUACUUCUAUUUAUCUUCGGAUAUUAUUGUUUCGUCUACUUGUUUCCCAGUUUCUCUAUCUGAAAAAUGAACUUGUACCUUACAAGAACCUGUAAAACUGUUGCUCCCUUUUCACCCUCUUGUACAGAAAAGCGUUUCGAACUACACUACUCAACAACGAACAGCUGCUGUGUAUGUACUUCCAUGCAGCUUCCAACAAAAUUAUUGUUUCGAUUUCAUCAACUCGUGAUCCAAUUGCAAUUUGGAACAAUCUACAGAAGUGCUUUAAAAAUGAACCUGUAUCUGUUAUAAAAACCAGCAACGAAAUAUAGAGACGAACCGUAUUGAGGUCUGCCCUCCUGUAUUCGGAUUGUUUCUCGUGUGCAUGAAUGAAAAUCUAUACUGUGCCUAAUUGGCGGUCGACGCUCGAUGUUUCGCACUCUCAGAAGUGAAUAAAAGAAGGUAGCUUUGAUAUUCGUGGCAUUUCCUUCUUCAGAUGCGAAAUGCUACGAGGUUCUCUGCAGACCGCUUUCGGAUGUGAACUUUACGCAAGUUGAUCUAAAGAACCUGUCGUGCUUUCUUGAUUAAAAAGCGCUGUGUUAUUUCUUCUAAACAU